AUGGCUUCUUCCAAUGGCCGCUCUGUGUUGAUCAUCAAUCCCAACACAACGCAAGCGAUGACCGAUGCUCUAAAGCCGCUCGUUCAUUCACUUGGAUACGAGACAACCCGCUUCGAUUUCUUCACCGCUCCAUCAGGCGUGCCCUCCAUCAAUAACGAAGACGAUGCAGCAAUAUCGGCCAAGGCCUGUUUACCCGUCCUCGUGGAACAGCUAGGAGACUACGAUGCCUUCCUCGUUUGCUGCUACUCCCAACAUCCGCUCGUCGCUGUUCUACGAUCCGAGAUCGCCAAAGCCGGCUUCCGGAAACCAGUCACUGGCAUCUUCGAGGCUUCAGUGGCGUCCUGCUUGCAAGGCAUCAACGCAGCCGACAAAUUCGGCAUCGUGAGCACGGGAUCGCAGUGGGAGGUCAUCCUCGCAGAUGCAGUGACAGAUCUACUCGGGUCGAGUGCGAGUACACGGUACGCAGGGACGAAGACCACGGGACUGAAUGCAGAUGAAUUACACUCAACGCCUAAGCCGGAGGUGGAUGCAAGAAUGAAGGCUGCUGUCAAGAAGCUUUUGCAACUUGGUACGACAGCGAUCUGUUUGGGGUGUGCAGGUAUGGCUGGCAUGGACCAGACUGUGAGGGAGGCGUGUGUGGAGCACUUGGGCGAAGUGGAGGGGCAGCGCAUAAUGAUCGUGGAUGGCGUGGUCAGUGGGGUUGUGUAUCUCGAGGGAUCACUUCGCUCGAUGUCGUAA
This is a messenger RNA of Zymoseptoria tritici IPO323, 738 nucleotides long. RefSeq lists its product as uncharacterized. The transcript is spliced from 2 exons. Bases 1 to 738 code for a protein of 245 amino acids. Lineage: Eukaryota; Fungi; Ascomycota; Dothideomycetes; Mycosphaerellales; Mycosphaerellaceae. The record is from RefSeq and is a predicted model, not a curated record.